This is a messenger RNA of Oreochromis aureus, 2106 nucleotides long. RefSeq lists its product as uncharacterized. Bases 11 to 1387 code for a protein of 458 amino acids. NCBI's taxonomy places the organism in Eukaryota, Metazoa, Chordata, Actinopteri, Cichliformes, Cichlidae. The transcript has 2 exons. The record is from RefSeq and is a predicted model, not a curated record. Gene Ontology annotation, molecular function: nucleic acid binding; zinc ion binding.
AGUACCCACAAUGGAGGUAGAAGCCCUACGAGAUAAGAUCACCGGCACACUCUGCCAGCUAAGUCGUGAUCAGCUCAUAGAAGUGGGUUAUAAUGUGAAAGGCUUUGCUACACCGCUAGAUGAGCCCACAAAAGACACUUCCAGACGCCACCUGAUGAAAGUUAUAGAACAUAAACUGGACGAGGUGGAAAACAGUUAUACACAAGACGAUGCUGUACAGUUUGUGAAAGAACUUUUAUCGUUUUUGGGCGAAUAUAAAGCUAAAGACAAUGCGGCCGAGAGUGAUUUUUCCCGCCCUUCAGACGGAAGAGACAAGUAUGACGAGCUGCAGGAAGAAAUUAGAGCGAUAGGGCAGAAACUCAAGAUGGCAGACGCUGCCCCGAGCCUCGGCCAGAACCUGCCGUCUUCUAAAGUACCAGAGGUGACUAUUCGCAGGGAGUUUCGCAUCUGUGGCCAAAUAGGGGAGGGAGGGCAGCGCGAUCGGCUGUCCUAUACCAACCUGCUGCAUCAGAUGGAAAAUGGACUCCGCAAAGGCCACAGUGAGUCAGAAGUUAUUGAAGCAGUGAUAAGAGCUAUCAAUCCGGGUCUCAAACUGCGUGAUAUGCUUGAAAUAAAGACUGAUUUGACACUCACACAGUUAAAGACAAUAUUGAAAGGACAUUACAGAGAAGAUGACACAUCUGAUUUGUACCAAAAACUGAUAAAUAUUUCCCAAGAUCCAAAAGAGUCAGCUCAAGACUUUUUAUUCAGAGCCAUUGAGCUUAAAGAUCGCCUCCUGUACGCAUCCAAGGACAAAGAAGCAGAACACUACAGUCGGGACCUGGUAAAAAGGAAGUUUUUGAGAUCAGUGGGUACUGGGCUACAAAAUGACAACAUAAAGUUCCAGAUUAAAGCCCUUCUUGACAACCCAGAUGUGACUGAUGAAAUGCUGAUUGAGAAACUAAAUGAAGCUGCCAGUCUCGAGACAGAAAGACUGAACAAGUUAAAGAGGAACAAUACAAAACCACCAAGGAUCAAUGAGCUACAUACUAGGGAUGAACCACGCAGCAGCUCACAGAUCCCCGCCACCAAGGAAGAUAAGAAGAAUCAUCCUCCACCCGAAAUGCACGACCUAGUGAAAGAGCUGAGGAACGAGGUUGCAGGGGUAAGGCAGAUUGUUCUUGCCUCCCUGAACGCUGGCAAGUCGCAGGCUACAAAGAGGACAUCAGAUGCUGCCGCGGACACCCGGAGGAAGAAAGGCUGCAGGACCUGCCAGAGCAACGGAGAGGGAGACAACUGCACCCACUGCUUUAAGUGUGGCCAGCCCGGCCACAUCUCCAGAGGAUGCCGAGCUCCACUUCAGCUGCAGGGAAACGCCAGAGGGCCACUGCCACGGGACCAGCAGUGACCCCACCACCACAUCAGGAGUCCCGCCGCUGCGGUUGCUGCCACCAGAGAGAGUCGGUCAGCACCCCACUCCAGAGGUGUGCAGGCUGCUCAUCUGUCAGUUACUGUUCCAAAGCCUGUCAGGGACAACACUGGCACCAUCACAAACAUCAUCAAACACAAGCAGAGGAACUGUUGGACAUGAUUCAGCCAAUACCGAGAGAGGAAAUCUGUGCAGCACAGCGGCAAGACCCCGUGAUAGGUAAAAUGUAUGAGUCUGUAGUGCAAAACAAAAGGCCCACCACACAGGAAAUUAAGACUGAGAGCACUGAGUUUAAAGCAUUGGCUAGAGAGUGGAGCAAACUAAAAAUCAGAGAGGAUGGAACUAUGUUCAGAGAGACUCGACACAAAAAAACAACUAGUUCUCCCUCAGUUUACCACCCACUAGUGCUCAAUGAACUACACAAACAGAUGGGUCACUUGGGAUCAGAAAGGACCCUAAAUUUAAUUCGGGAUCGUUUCUUUUGGCCCAAGAUGCAAAGAGACAUUGAACACUUUGUCAGUAAUGUUUGUGAGUGUCUCAAACAGAGGAAGCCAAACAGGCAGGCACGGGCACCUAUGUUAAGCAUAGAGACCACUCACCCAUUUCAGUUGGUCUCAGUUGACUUUUUGCACCUAGAGGAAUGCAAGGGGGGGUGUGAAUACAUACUUGUAGUUAUGGACCACUACACCCGCUUCGCU